This is a messenger RNA of Misgurnus anguillicaudatus (oriental weatherfish), 1320 nucleotides long. RefSeq names its product solute carrier family 25 member 15b (gene slc25a15b). The record is from RefSeq and is a predicted model, not a curated record. Gene Ontology annotation, cellular component: mitochondrion. Gene Ontology annotation, molecular function: L-ornithine transmembrane transporter activity. Gene Ontology annotation, biological process: mitochondrial L-ornithine transmembrane transport. NCBI's taxonomy places the organism in Eukaryota, Metazoa, Chordata, Actinopteri, Cypriniformes, Cobitidae.
GGAUAUAACGUUACUGCAUUUGCCGUUCCUCUGCAACUUUAUCUGUCAAUUUAUUUGUUUAAAGCUUAAAUCUGUCUGUACCACAUGUAUCGUUACAAACACAUUAAAUUGGACCGCAACAGGAAGGGACAGAGCUCGACAGUGGUCCAGGAGGGGAGGGGGUUGCUGCUGUCAACCUCCAUCCUUUUAAUGCUGUGUAAAACUCGUUUUACUCGGAUCUUUAAAGAGAGGCUAGACUUUGCAUCGCAAAUGAACCAGUUCAGUAAAAAACAUCUACGACCAUCUCGCUUUUUUGGGGUUUGUGUCUCUGAAUCAAGUCUAGAUUAAGAUCUUGGAAAAGGGAUUUCUGAAACUGCUCAAUUCAUUUCAACAUGUCACCCCAUCCAGUGGUUCAGGCAAUGAUAGACCUCUCUGCUGGGGCUAUAGGGGGCACAGCUUGUGUGUUUAGUGGUCAACCGUUGGACACAGCUAAAGUGAAAAUGCAGACGUUUCCCACUUUGUAUAGAGGCUUUGUGCACUGCUUUGUUUCAACGUACAAACAGGUGGGACUUCGAGGGCUGUAUCAAGGUACCACUCCUGCCCUUAUGGCUAACAUCGCUGAGAAUUCAGUCCUCUUCAUGUCCUACGGUUUUUGCCAAAAAGUGGUGCGUUUCGCCUCUGGUCAAGAAAAAGGGGCUGUUCUCAGUAACAUGCAGAAAGCAUGUUCAGGCUCUGUAGCCUCUGUGUUUGCCUCUCUGGUGCUUUGUCCCACUGAGCUGGUCAAGUGCAGACUGCAGGCAAUGCAUGAGAUGGCUUCAUCCGGCAAGAUCGCAACCCAUCAAAACUCAGUUUGGUCAGUCAUAAAGUCCAUUAUGCAUAAUGACGGUCCUGCAGGGUUCUUCCAGGGUUUAACCACCACUAUAGCUCGGGAAGUUCCCGGAUAUUUCUGUUUCUUUGGAGCGUAUGAACUCUGUCGUUCUUUCUUCGCUGACUACAUGCACUGUGGCAAGGAUGACAUAGGUGUAGCCCCCAUUGUGUUCAGUGGGGGUUUCGGUGGAGCUAGUCUCUGGCUUGUGGUGUACCCAAUAGACUGUGUUAAAUCCAGGAUACAGGUCAUGUCAAUGACAGGCAAACAAGCUGGUUUCCUCAAAACCUUCAUGCAUAUCUUCAGAACAGAAGGUGUAAGGGCUUUAUAUUCUGGCCUUACUCCCACCAUGAUUCGGACGUUUCCGGCCAACGGUGCUCUGUUUUUAGCCUACGAAGCCAGUCGGAAGUUUAUGAUGGCACAGUUUGACAGCUGACCCUUCACUGACAUCCAUCAUGGAUGACCAGUCUGGUCUU